AUGGCACUUUCGGAUGCCGCAAUAAGCCGUCUGUCUGUCGAACUGGCCAAUAUGACCAAGGAAACUGGCCGCAACCACGGCGUCGUAUUCUGGGAGAUGUUUGAGAACCGCAUGGAAGCUCUAACGGGAACCAUCGCUGCGCCGGCAGGAACAAUCUAUGAAGGCGGUAAUUUUCUGCUGGAUAUCAAAAUUCCGGAAAACUAUCCCCAACGACCGCCGAUUCUACGCUUCAUGACCAAAAUAUGGCACCCCAACAUCUGCCCCAACACCGGACGGCUGUAUCCCCGCUUCUGUACGACAUGGUGCGAAAGUAUGACAAUUAAGACGCUGCUGAUGUGUGCUCGCCGUUUGCUCAGUUCACCGCUUUUGGGCGAUCCUGUCAAUGCCGUCCUGGCAUACCAGUUCAUUAAUAACCGGAGCCAGUUUAAUCUUACGGCCCGGUACUGGCUGCGAGUGUACGCUAACGGUAACGCUGCCGACUGCACGGAGUACACGGAAAUGGAUGGCAAAGUCGCGCAGCUGGUGGAGACGGGAUGCUGCGAUGCGACGGCAGCACGGGAUGCUUUGGCUUUGGCGGAAUGGGACGUCGCACAUGCGUUUGAAAGUCUGUUUGGUAGCCCUCAAAUGGAGGAUCUGGACCAAGAAUUGGCCAUCCAACAAGCGUUUACGUUUGAGUGA
This is a messenger RNA of Paramacrobiotus metropolitanus, 678 nucleotides long. RefSeq names its product ubiquitin-conjugating enzyme E2-22 kDa-like. The coding region runs from base 1 to 678 and encodes 225 amino acids. Lineage: Eukaryota; Metazoa; Tardigrada; Eutardigrada; Parachela; Macrobiotidae. The transcript has 2 exons. The record is from RefSeq and is a predicted model, not a curated record.